Messenger RNA from Gossypium arboreum, 872 nucleotides. RefSeq lists its product as uncharacterized. Lineage: Eukaryota; Viridiplantae; Streptophyta; Magnoliopsida; Malvales; Malvaceae. Bases 220 to 696 code for a protein of 158 amino acids. The transcript has 2 exons. The record is from RefSeq and is a predicted model, not a curated record.
CUCGUAAACACGACACCAAACUCCUAUCUGCUGUCUUCUUUCCCAUCGCCUUCUUCCUCUGAACCACAAACUAAUACCUCCUUAAACAUCAUUUUAAUACAAUAAAUAUCAAAUUAAAAUAUUUAAAAAAAGUAGGCAAAGCCGCAAAGGAAAACAAAACAAGGGGCGAAACCUUAAUUCCAUCAAAAUAAUUCAAAGGAAAAUAUCUGCAGAAUCAUAAUGGAGAAUUAUCUCUUUCUGUUCUCGCUUGUUCUUCUCUUUGGUCUUUUACCCUUUUCCUCUCAAACCCCAAACCCUAAAAACCCCAAUCCCAAACCUCCGCUCACCCAGGCACACACCGAGCUUAUAAACUAUGGUUUUCCGAUCGGUCUUCUUCCGGCCUCGGUGACGAAGUACACUCUUAACCAAACAUCCGGUAACUUCGCCAUUGAUCUCGGUGGCACGUGCAAGAUCACGCUCCCGCCUGACAACUACCUGGCUACUUACUCGAAGCGGGUAACGGGGAAGAUUGAAAACGGAAAGAUAGCGGAACUCGAUGGGAUCAGGGUCCGGGCUUUGUUCAAAUGGUGGUCCAUAACCGGGAUUAGAUCCAGCGGGGAUAAUUUGGUCUUUGAAGUUGGGAUGGUUACGGCUAAAUAUCCUGCUAAGAACUUUGAUGAAAGCCCUCUCUGUGAAGGCCGUCAUUCGUCUUCUUAAAAAGCUAAAACCAAAGUGAAAAAUAAAGGGCUUCUCAGUUUGCUGCAAGGAUUAAGUUAUUACGUACAUGUUCUGUAAUCGUAAGUAUGUUUGUCUCGUCUAAGACUAAACAAGUCCUUUGUGAUCUUCAGAUGUUUGUUGGAUCUAAGACUAAAUCAAUAGAACAAUUAACGUUA